GAAGCAAUCUCGUUCCCUUCUCCGUGCUGGACUUGAGGCGUCGCUGAACAAAAUCCGCGACACGCGAAUUGCGACUAUUGCAAACGGUAAACCGGAAGUGAGCAGCCGCGAGUCGUCUAGGCACGUAACUAUAAGGGUGUGAGAAUGAAAGAGGUGGACUCUCCACUACCAGGCGUUGUUCCUCAACCGACACCCCCUCCCCCCAACCCCCUCCCAUAUGGUAGCCACAUGUAGGUUCUGGGCACCACCAGAGGGGGAAAAGUCAUCGCGGGGAUCCAGCUGAUGGUCGACGCGUUGGUCGGGCUUCUUCAGUUACUGUUGGACCGCACGCUGGUCUGGUCUACGCGUCGUGCUGGAUGAAUCCGGCUUCGAUAUCAAUUUUCCAGAAGAACGGAAGUUCAGGCUGCAGCGCAGCACGACGACCUUGACCCUUAUUAUUGGAUCGCGAGGUCGUGCGAGAACCAGCAGAAACUGAAGAUGAUACCGGAUGCAGAGGCUGUGUGUCAGACUUCCGAGGCUGCGGUCGACAGUGGCAGCGACGUAUACGAGAAGAUUAAGGACCGGCCGGAAAAGGAAGUGGCGUCGGAGACCGCCUGGAACCGAUACCAGCGAUUGGUAGCCGCGAUGGAGUCCCGGGGUGGUGAAUUCAACCGGAAGUCCGUGAUCGAGGCGAUCUUCCGUGGCAGCGAUCUCGUCUACGUCACUCAUUGAUCGGUGGAUCGAUCAGGCGCGAGUGAGAAUCUCUCGCGCGUUCCUGUACCAAAGUGCCAGCCAGUAUCAAAUCACUUUUGAGCAGUGGUGUAGAAUUCGCGAGUCGCAAUCUAAUACGCAAUUGAAUAUU
Messenger RNA from Trachymyrmex cornetzi, 841 nucleotides. RefSeq lists its product as uncharacterized. Bases 478 to 711 code for a protein of 77 amino acids. The transcript has 2 exons. NCBI's taxonomy places the organism in Eukaryota, Metazoa, Arthropoda, Insecta, Hymenoptera, Formicidae. The record is from RefSeq and is a predicted model, not a curated record.